Suillus fuscotomentosus is the source of this 474-nucleotide messenger RNA. Its product is annotated as SMAD/FHA domain-containing protein. NCBI's taxonomy places the organism in Eukaryota, Fungi, Basidiomycota, Agaricomycetes, Boletales, Suillaceae. Gene Ontology annotation, molecular function: protein binding. The transcript has a single exon. The annotation marks the transcript as partial. The record is from RefSeq and is a predicted model, not a curated record.
CCCCUCACCCACCGCAUCUGCCUGGUCCCGUACGUCGAUUCCAACCACAUCUUCCAUUUCGAGCCAAUCUUCCGCAACCUCACAGACGGCGACACCCCCAUUCGCAUUGGUCGCCUCUCAGGUCAUUCAGCUUUAGACGCCCGUUCCACGAACGAAAUUACCUUUGAAACGCGUGUACUCUCUCGCCUCCAUGCAGAAAUCUGGUCAGACAACGGCAACAUUUACAUCAAGGACACUAAAUCAUCAUCAGGCACUUUCCUCAAUCAUGUCCACAUAAGCUGUCCAGGCUCUGAGAGCGCACCAUAUCAGCUCAAAGAUGGUGAUUUCGUACAGCUCGGCGUCGAUUAUCAGGGCGGCAUGGAGGAUAUCUACAAAUCCGUCAGAAUACAGAUCGAAAUCGGACGCGAUUUCGCACAGGUAUGUUCUCCCUUUUCUUUGUCUAUUCAAUCCACAUUCAAGUCAUUCUCGACGGGC